AAACGAAGUGGACAUCUCAACAACACAUUUCUUAUUGUUUACAGCGACCAUGGACCACGUGGUCAAAGUCAAACCUAUCAGUCAUUACUGGAAACGAAUUUACCUUUUCUUAGCAUCGUGCCGCCUUACCGUUUUCGGAAGUCAUAUCCAGAUGUUAUAAAUAAUAUGAAGAAAAACGCCAAUGUUUUGACAACACAUUUUGAUUUAUUUGCCACUUUAAAAGACAUUCUGUAUCGACAAUUUAAAGCGCCCUCUGUUGUCACUGUUCAUAACAAGCCACGCGGGAUCAGUCUCUUCCGGGAUAUUCACCAACAGAGAUCUUGUUCAGAAUCCAGUAUACCAGAACAAUAUUGUAUGUGCUAUAGAUUUCUGAAGAUGAACAUAGCACACAAUCAAGUGAUACAAAAAAUUGCUCAAUAUGUAGUGGACAAACUGAACCUGAUGAUGUCGAAUGAAAAAGGCUGUGCUCAUCUCCACGUGAAAGCCGUGCUAGAAGCUUAUGUUUUCGUACAGGGAAAACAAACAGAGCAGAGACAGCAAGGGUUGUUUAACAAGUUCGGUAAAGUUGUUUCAGAAAAAGAUUAUGCUGAAUAUAAAAUUGCUAUCGAGACACUUCCUGGAAAUGCAAAAUUUUUUGCGACAUCGAAAACAGAUUCUGAGGGAAAACGAUAUGUGCUUGAUAAUAUAGAACGAAUAAAUAUGUACAAUAAUCAGUCAUAUUGUGUAAAUGAUGAUAAACUAAGGCCACUAUGUUAUUGUAUGGAAUGACUAAAUAUUUUCCAUUGAAGUACUUGUACAUUUACAUUGACCAAACUUACUCACAUGCGAUUAUAGAAAACAUGUCAAUACUGCUAAAGGCGCGAUUCUAAAGUUAGUAAGUUGUAGGGGGUUCGAACCAGAAGAGCCUAUCUAUGAAAACAAAAGAAAACCAUUUACAAUGGACUAUCGUUUAUUUAGGAAAUUCAUACCAUGACAUUUAUAUUCUCUUGAAAAUAGAUUUUGUACCUUUUUUAAUUUGCAAAGAGAUUUUGGGACCAAAAUUCGAUUAUCUCUUCUUCUUUUUCUUCUUCGUUCGCACUGUGUAGUCGAUUAUUUCAAUUUCAAUCUGAUAGGGUUUCGGAAUGUCAUGGGAGGUAGCUAGAGUCAGAUUUAGGGAUCAUAUUUGCCGUUAUGUUCAAAGUCGUGGGAGUUCCCCUGUCUGCAUCACUACCGAUCCUACGCUUACAGCUAAGAGAUACAAAAAUGAAUGUUCAUUACAGGAAUAUGUAUGUUACGAGGUCCUGCAAAAAUUCUGUCAUUGUGUUCGAAUUUCUUAAGUGCUACGUUUUCUUAAAAUUAUUUUUUCACAUACACAUUUUUAUCUCGUGAAAAGCAGAUGAAUAGUCUUCUUUUCUUAUCUGUUUGAAACACUGAUACAUUGCGCUGCCAAGAGAACUUCAGGAUUCAUAUUUCUUUCAAGAAAAUAUUUUCUUAAGUCUUGGCAAUAACAAAAGUCACUGGGAGUUAGAUUAGGUGAAUAAGGCGUAUAGUUUACAACUUCCACCUUUUCAGAAGCCAAAAAGGACUUAAUAUCUUCGCACAAAAGUAAAUCACUUGACACAUUCAAAAAAAUCUUUAGACACUGUAUUUCAGAGACUUCGUAUCAUUGUUCUAAAUUUUUGUUUUCUAUGCGAUAGUAGCAGAUGAUAGUUUUUAAAUUUUGUUAAGGUGUUACAUUUCAACAUUUAUAUUUUCAAGGUUUGUUUAAUUAAAUGUAAUUGUUGGUACAGGCUCUAUGGGUAGGGUAGUGUGUAGUAUUUCUUUUUUUUUUAAAUAAUAUGUGAUAGCACCAUUAACCAGGGGGUUUGAAUCUUCUAUAUGCAGCCCGUCUGGGCGUACCAUGUAAGGCUUAAAGCACUCAGGUGGAAGGGUGUGGUCAUGACAUUUUGUAUAAAUAUGGCUGUUAAGAUUGUUAUUAUUAUUUUUGUCGUUAUUAUUAUUAUUAUUAUUAUUAUUAUUAUUAUUAUGUACAACGCCACUGAAUAUGUCAUUGUACAGAAAUAGGCGUUUAAUCAAAUUAGUCAGUUACAGUUUCAGUUUUUUUGCACAUUGGCCCUUUUUCGUUUUCAGUUAAGUAACUUUAAUUUAUGACAUGGAAUGAUUUAUUACCAUUUUUUUAUUUGUAGAAUAAAUACAAUACU
Messenger RNA from Mercenaria mercenaria, 2180 nucleotides. RefSeq lists its product as uncharacterized. NCBI's taxonomy places the organism in Eukaryota, Metazoa, Mollusca, Bivalvia, Venerida, Veneridae. The transcript has 2 exons. The record is from RefSeq and is a predicted model, not a curated record. The annotation marks the transcript as partial.